Messenger RNA from Mycotypha africana, 2069 nucleotides. Its product is annotated as beta subunit of phenylalanyl-tRNA synthetase. The record is from RefSeq and is a predicted model, not a curated record. Gene Ontology annotation, molecular function: ATP binding; magnesium ion binding; RNA binding. Gene Ontology annotation, cellular component: phenylalanine-tRNA ligase complex; cytoplasm. Lineage: Eukaryota; Fungi; Mucoromycota; Mucoromycetes; Mucorales; Mycotyphaceae. The coding region runs from base 257 to 1942 and encodes 561 amino acids. Gene Ontology annotation, biological process: phenylalanyl-tRNA aminoacylation. The transcript is spliced from 9 exons.
GUUAACGUUGACAAGCUAGCACUUUUCGAGGCCCUUGAGAAGAAUUAUACUUCUGAGGAAUUCUUCGAACUUUGUUUCCGUUUCGGUAUCGAACUUGAAGAAGAUGUAAGCAGCAUUCAUUUUCCUGUUGAUUGCAUAGACCAGUUGGGACGGCUCGCCUAGUCUUGCAACAAUCCGUUGAUUCUAUUACUUUCAUGACGAUCAUAUGUGGUGGUCUAACGUCAUCUAAUUUGCAUUAUAGACCUCUGAAAAAGAAAUGGCACAAAAAGAAGGAAGCAAAAACACUGAAGAGUUAUCUGAAAGGGCACUGUUAAAAAUUGAUAUCCCUGCUAACAGAUAUGACUUAUUAUGUCAAGAAGGUCUUGCUCGUGCCCUUCGAGUUUUCGAAGGUAAACAGAAGCCUCCUGUUUAUAAGCUUGCCAAACCUGCUGACGGUAAAUUGCAACAAAUUCGUGUUUUGGAAUCUACUCAACAAAUAAGACCCUAUAUUGUGGGUGCUAUUUUACGUAACAUCACCUUCACGCCCGAGAACUAUGCCUCUUUCAUUGAUCUUCAGGAUAAACUUCACAACAACAUUUGUCGAAAGAGAACACUUGCCUCGAUGGGUACUCAUGAUUUGGAUACCAUCCAGGGCCCUUUUACUUACGAAGCCUUGCCUCAUAAGGAUAUCAAAUUCAUCCCAUUGAAUAAGGACGUUGAAGUUGAUGGUGAUGAAUUGAUGGAACUUUAUGCUGAAGAUAAACAUUUGGGCAAAUUCCUUCACAUCAUCCGUGAUUCGCCUGUGUACCCUGUUGUUUUCGAUUCCAACCGUACAGUUUGUUCACUUCCACCAAUUAUCAACUCUGAUCACUCAAAGAUCACACUCGAUACUAAGAAUGUCUUCAUCGAAUGUACCGCCACAGAUGAACAUAAGGCCAGCACUGCCCUCAAUACUUUAGUCACCAUGUUUUCUGAAUACUGUGCCGAACCCUUCACAAUUGAACCUGUUGAAAUCGUAUAUCCUGAUAACACUACCAAGAUCUUCCCCAACCUUGAACCUCGUGAAGCUACUGCUAAGGUUGAUUACAUUAACUCUUGUACGGGUCUUGAUCUCCCUGGUGAAGAAAUCUGCCGUCUUCUCAACCGUAUGUCUUUGGACGCUACUAUUAGCGCUAAGGAUAGCAAUGAAGUUGUAGUCAAAGUUCCUCCUACUCGUUGGGAUAUAUUACAUGCUUGUGAUAUUAUGGAAGAUGUUGCGAUUUCUUAUGGUUACGACAAUUUACCCAAGAAAAUGCCUAGUGUCACUACCUUUGGUACUGCUUUGCCUUUGAACAAGCUUAGUGAUCAAGUCCGUAGAGAAUUAGCUAUGGCUGGUUUCACUGAAGUUGCCCCUUUGAUUUUGUGUUCUCAUGAUGAAAAUUUCCAAUUCCUCAACCGUGCUGAUGAUAGUAAAACAGCUAUUAAGCUUGCUAAUCCCAAGACUGCUGAGUAUCAAGUAGUACGUACUUCGCUCUUACCUGGUAUUCUCAAAACAUUGAACUCCAAUAAGAAAUUACCAAUGCCUCUCAAGGUAUUUGAAGUUUCUGACGUUGGUUUCAAAGAUGAAAGCCGGGACCGUAGAGCUAGAAACGAAAGACAUCUUUGUGCAACUUAUACCUCAAAGACCUCUGGUUUUGAAAUUAUUCAUGGUCUUUUGGACCGUAUUAUGGCUAUGCUUAGCACUCCUAGAAUCCACAAAGAUGACAAGACAAAGUUGGGUUAUUGGAUUGAAGAAGCUGCUAAUUCUACCUUCUUCCCUGGUCGUUCAGCCCAUGUCUUCUUAAGAUACAUUUGUCCUGAGACCAAGCUCCGUAAGUGCAUUCAAAUUGGUGCCCUCGGUGUACUUCAUCCUCUUGUUCUUCAAAACUUCGAUUUAGCUAACCCUACCACUGCUCUCGAAAUCAACUUGGAGCCUUUUGUUUAAUCUAACUGGCCCAUACUCCUUCUUUUUUCCUGUUUUUAAUUCUUCUAUUUCCUUUUUGUUCCUUUGUAUUAGAGAAUAAUGUAUCCCAGUAAAGUAUGGCAUCGAUAUUAUAGCCUAUGUACUUCAU